This is a messenger RNA of Neurospora tetrasperma FGSC 2508, 328 nucleotides long. RefSeq lists its product as uncharacterized. The annotation marks the transcript as partial. The transcript is spliced from 2 exons. NCBI's taxonomy places the organism in Eukaryota, Fungi, Ascomycota, Sordariomycetes, Sordariales, Sordariaceae. The record is from RefSeq and is a predicted model, not a curated record.
GUUUGAUGGAAGCGCGUCAGACUUCCAUCGACACCCACCCCGCCAAAGCGCCCGAAGGCAGACCUCUGGAAAUCGGGGUACAGAUCAUCGCCACUCUCUAUACAGUCGCCGUGAAGCGACCGCCACCUUUGCAGGCAGUGCGAAAGUAAAUAAGGACCUCACUGUUGGGCGCCGAGGAUAUUGAUCAUCAACCGCGGUGGGAUCUGUGGCUCCUUUAGGGAACACAAAAGAGGACAAAUACUAUAGAAAUGAUUCUCCUGUAGGGGGGGGCUUACUGAAGUAUUGUCGACAUGAAGAAAAAAAAGAAAAAGAAGAAUGGAAAGGAGGG